AUGGACGAACUAAGAGUAAAAGAAGUAGAACCAUUACUGAAACUGGACGGUCAUCAUCCAUCUAUAGAAAUUAAUCUUAAUUAUACAAAUAAUAAACCAAAUCUUGUUAAAUUUAAUCGUAAACUUUUGAAACCAAAUUAUCAUAAAUGUAAUUUUGAAAAAAUUAAAGACCAUUUAAGAAAAGUUAAUUGGCAUGAACUGUUAAAUGACUUGGACCCUGAUAGUGCUGUUGAUGCUAUGUAUAAAGAACUUAAUUCAGCUAUUUUGCUGUUUGUACCAUUUAAAAAAUGUAAUCCUAACCAAUACCCAUACUGGUUUAACUUUCCUCUAAUUCGUUGCCUUCGAGAUAAGAAAAAGUAUCAUAAGUUGUAUAAAAAAUUUGGUAAUCCGAGGGAUUAUGAUACAUACAAUAUGCUGAGAACUCGUAGUAAACACUUAAUUGAAGCCUGCUACAAAUCGAUAAACAAAAAACGUAACGAACUUAAAGAAACGUUAAACAUUUCUUUAAGUUCGUUAAUAACAAAAAAUCAAGUAAAGGUAUCCCUGAUUCUAUGA
This is a messenger RNA of Parnassius apollo (apollo), 555 nucleotides long. The record is from the annotation of a GenBank genome assembly. NCBI's taxonomy places the organism in Eukaryota, Metazoa, Arthropoda, Insecta, Lepidoptera, Papilionidae.